ACUUGCUCUGUGAUCUUGGUCUCUCUAAUCUGUGUUUUAAUCUGUGACGUGUAUUCGAAUAACUUUAAAUACCUUAUCUUACAAUUAAAAAUAGGUUAUAAUUAUAAUUAAGGCAAGUUCAUGUCUUUUUAACAUUUCAUUACUUAAUUUCUAAUCACAGUUAUAUUUCCUUUAAUAGUUGAAUACUACUGUAUAUAAGUAAAUUGUUUGAGAAUACAGGAAAAUGCGAGAAUAUCAACAGGACACGCCACCGUCAUCCGUAAGUGGCGACGAGAUUUCAGCAAUGGAUGCUGAUGGUGUUAUUUAUUUGGAUGAAGUGGACGAAAUCCAACUAGACGAAGAAAUGGAGGAUGAUGAAGAGGAUACUGAAAUGAAAUCACCUGAAGAUCAUGCCAUUCUGGUAUUCGAUAAACAUGUGGGAUCUGUAUUUUGUUGUGAUUUGCAUCCUGAUGGUAAUUUAGCAGUGAGUGGUGGUGAAGAUGACAAGGCCUAUGUAUGGUCUGUGGCUUCAGGACAAAUUGUAAUGGAUUGCACCGGCCACAAGGAUUCUGUUGUUUUUGUGGGAUUUAGCUUUGAUGGUGUUUACUUAGCUACAAUAGAUAUGAGUGGCUUAAUUAAAGUUUGGAAAUGCAAUCUAGAAAACAAUCAACAAGAACCCUGGAAAGCUGUCUUUGAAUAUGAAUCUGGUGAUUUUACUUGGGGUUUUUGGCAUUUUGGUGCACAUGUACUAAUAUGUGGAAUAAUCUCUGGUGAUAUAUAUGUAUUCAAAAUACCUUCAGGUGAAACAAAAGUUUUGCAAGGCCCCAAUGAGAAAGUUGAAUGUGGCAAGCUCUUCAAUGAUGGUGUACGUUUAGCAGCUGGAUAUGAAGAUGGUUCAGUCAAAAUAUGGGACUUAAAAACAAGAAGGGUACUUCAACAAAUUCCUAGCAAUGUUCAUAAAAUGAGAGUGAAUGAAAUAGACACACAUCAUGAGAAUAAUCUGGUAGCAUCAGUGUCUGGUGAUGGUAAAUUAGUUUUGUUUGCAUCAAAUAAUGGCAAAAUUGUGGGACAAUUGGAGUCUGAUAUUGAUUUAGAAAUUGUAGCAUUCUCAAAGAAUCCACAGUUAGAUUACUUUGCAACAGGUACAUUAACUGGCUCUAUCAGUAUAUGGGAUACAUCAAGACAAAUGGUCCGACAUGAGUGUACUAGAUCAGAUGAAACCACAAUCAUAGGGGUGACCAAAAUGAUUUGGAUACAAAACCAUCUUGUUGUUGGAUGCUUGGAUGGAUCUGUGAGAGUCUAUGAGGGCAGAUCUGGAGAGCAAUGCUUACUACUCACUGGACACAAAUCAGAAGUUUUAGAAUUUUCUUAUAAUGUGAAACAAAAUAUUAUAUUGACUGCGUCAGAUGAUGGAACAGCUAGAAUAUUUAAAUAUGACGUAAACAAAGACAAUGACUAAUAUAUACUUCUUUUUAAA
This is a messenger RNA of Galleria mellonella (greater wax moth), 1456 nucleotides long. Its product is annotated as angio-associated migratory cell protein. The transcript is spliced from 5 exons. The coding region runs from base 224 to 1438 and encodes 404 amino acids. NCBI's taxonomy places the organism in Eukaryota, Metazoa, Arthropoda, Insecta, Lepidoptera, Pyralidae. The record is from RefSeq and is a predicted model, not a curated record. Gene Ontology annotation, molecular function: protein binding.